CCUGCUCCAUAAUGUCAUGCAUCAGAAUUCACUCUAAAAGCCUUGGAUAAAAACGGCAGUGGUUCUCAGAAACAGGUGGGGUCAAGGCCCACUAGGGGGCACCAGAUAGCUUCUAGGGGAGCCUUUAUGGGAGUAGACUCGUCGAGUGUAACUUUUGCACCCCGUGUUCGGCUGGCAUCUAAAUACACUGUGAAAUGAAUAAUGUGUGUUGAACAUGACGCUGUGUGUCUGUCACCAGGUGGGGGGGUGUCGCUGGCCGAGGCAAGGCGAAGGCAGCAGACGCAGUUAGACCAGUCCAGAAUACAGAAAAGGAUGAAAAAGAUGGAGCUGGACAGAAGGAGAAGAGCAGAAGAGGAGGAGGAGAACCAGCGGCUGAAAGAUGAACAGAGGCAGAAGGCAGAGCAAUACGAGAGGCGGAGCAAACAGCAGGAGCAGAAGAGGAGCCAGCAGCUGAGACAGGAGCAUAGCAGAGUUACUGAAACCUUUUUGCAGAAGCUCCAGGGUGAAGGCUCUUCUGCAGCAUCAUCCAGCAGUGGAUCACAAACCCACGCCCUGCAUGGAGGCGGGGAGGAGAACGAGUGGUGGAGAGGGCCAGAGAGCUCAGGUCUGCACCUGAAGAAGGAGGAGCAGACUCUCCCUGUUCCACGGGGCCAGACCUUGCAGGACGAUCCGAGAGUGAGAGCUAUGGGGAGUGGACAAGAACAAGCAGACCACAGAAAGCUGAACUCAGCAUUCCUGGACCGACUGGAGAAUCGCGGCCGGGCCGAUGACGCAUUGGCCUUCCGAGACUCCGAGAGCUGGGAAUCCGAACGUUCCGAACCACCGCAGUAUUCCGUCGCUCAUACAACACCAGAUCCACCGCAGAGCGAUGCCGAAUGGCCGGAAUUGGCGGCGGACUUGGAGGCUGAGUUUGACUGGGCCGUUCAGAAACUCAAAGUCACUUUCCCCGAGUGUAAUGGAAGGUUUCUGGAGGACAUCCUGAACCAGUGUGACGGGGACUGCCAGCAGGCGGCCACGCUGCUCCAUGAGACCAUGAGCUGAUUGAGCUCGUGCCUCUGAACCACGGGACCGCCACUACUUGGCAUGGUAUCUCACACAAAUGGUCGCAAAGUCAUUACAGAAAUUUGAAAUGCUCAGGCUAAAAGCUCCCUAAUGCGUACAAGUUUACAUAAGUACAUGGAUUGAAUUUCACUUGGAAAGCCUUAUUUAUAAUACUGCAUCACAAUCUAUGUUUUGCCAAAAUUCUAUAUUCAUAAUAUACUUUCCCAUCGAGAUUUUAGCCUGUGAUCAGUUGUAGUGAUCUAUUUGUUGUCAUGGGCUUUCCCUUGAAUGCCAAUAAAUCAUUUUGUGUGUUUGUCUUGAUGGUUUAAAUUGUUUAGCUAUAGGUCAUUGCUAUGACUCAUAAUCUUUGAAUGUUUGGUUCCUAAUUAAAUCAGUGUGUGUUGGAACCACUCU
Gadus macrocephalus (Pacific cod) is the source of this 1455-nucleotide messenger RNA. It is a transcript of the gene epsti1, whose product is annotated as epithelial stromal interaction 1. The transcript has 8 exons. Lineage: Eukaryota; Metazoa; Chordata; Actinopteri; Gadiformes; Gadidae. The record is from RefSeq and is a predicted model, not a curated record. The coding region runs from base 202 to 1041 and encodes 279 amino acids.